UUUAGCAUCAAUUGAAGAAUACAUUUUGAAAAAAAAAAAUGCCAUUUAAACCGGUGGAGCAUCCAAAAUGUCCGAAAUGCGGUAAAUCAGUAUAUGCUGCAGAGGAAAUGAAUGCUGGUGGUUACAAAUGGCAUAAAUUUUGCUUCAAAUGUGCUAUGUGUAACAAAUUACUUGACUCAACCAAUUGCUGUGAACAUCAAGCUGAAUUAUACUGUAAACAGUGUCAUGGUCGAAAAUAUGGUCCUAAAGGGAUCGGUUUUGGAAUAGGUGCCGGUGCAUUAACUAUGGAUACCGGAGAGCAUUUCGGAAAUACCGAAGUGGAAAUGACGUUAGUCAUUCAAUUGUGUAACAAAUUGUUGGAUUCAACAAAUGUAGCACCACAUGAAGCUGAAUUAUACUGCAAGCAAUGUCAUGGUCGAAAGUUUGGCCCAAAAGAAUUGUGUAACAAAUUGUUGGAUUCAACAAAUGUAGCACCACAUGAAGCUGAAUUAUACUGCAAGCAAUGUCAUGGUCGAAAGUUUGGCCCAAAAGGUGUUGGCUUUGGUUUGGGUGCUGGUGCUUUGACAAUGGAUGAUGGGUCAAGAUUUGCAAACAAAUGA
Messenger RNA from Loa loa (African eye worm), 599 nucleotides. RefSeq lists its product as hypothetical. Gene Ontology annotation, molecular function: structural constituent of muscle; actinin binding. Gene Ontology annotation, biological process: muscle tissue development; sarcomere organization. Gene Ontology annotation, cellular component: nucleus; cytoplasm; Z disc. The record is from RefSeq and is a predicted model, not a curated record. The coding region runs from base 39 to 599 and encodes 186 amino acids. Lineage: Eukaryota; Metazoa; Nematoda; Chromadorea; Rhabditida; Onchocercidae. The transcript has 4 exons.